Messenger RNA from Coccomyxa subellipsoidea C-169, 1227 nucleotides. RefSeq names its product zf-DHHC-domain-containing protein. Gene Ontology annotation, molecular function: protein-cysteine S-palmitoyltransferase activity. Gene Ontology annotation, cellular component: Golgi apparatus; endoplasmic reticulum. Bases 1 to 1227 code for a protein of 408 amino acids. Lineage: Eukaryota; Viridiplantae; Chlorophyta; Trebouxiophyceae; Coccomyxaceae. Gene Ontology annotation, biological process: peptidyl-L-cysteine S-palmitoylation; protein targeting to membrane. The transcript has 3 exons. The record is from RefSeq and is a predicted model, not a curated record.
AUGGGGGCGGAUGACCUGGACGAUAGCCAGGCAGGCAGCCAAUAUCAGAGCGAGUCAGAAGACGCAGUGUCUCUGCCAGGCAGCGCUGGCAACUUUCCAGCUGAGCAGCAAGAUGAUGGGGCCCUGCAGAUGGCCAGUCAAGGAGUGGUGUGUGCAGCUCAAGAUGCUGCAAGCAAGGAGAUUGCGCCACAGCAGAGGCAGCUUCCGGCGGGUGGGGCAGAUUCUGCAGGGCAGGCCUUGGGGCAGGUGCCGGGCAGCUGGAGGGGCAGCUUCAAGGAAGCCGCGCCGGAGCCGGACAGCUGGCGCAGCUGGCUGCAUGCGCCAGAUCAGGCCGGGCACUCGUCCGUGGGCGGCGCGUCGAUGGGAGGGGGAGAUACCCUCGGUGGCUGGGCGGAUGUCCUGCCCGCCGGGGGGUCCCUGCGGGGGGCCCAGAUCUCGCCAGAUCUGGCGCCAGGAGGCAUUGCUUUGGCUGCGUACCGCUCUGAAGGGAGCAUUGAACCCAAGGGUCGAUGCAGUGAGGGGAGUGAUUCCCAGCAGAACCUCGCCGGAAGCCUGCGCUCUGCGGAAGCGGGCUCAAGUGAUUUCCUGAUAGGCGCGGUGCACCACGGCUGCCGAGGCCUGUCAGAGGACAGCCGCAGCUCUUCCAGGACGGUGGCGUGGUUUGAGCGCGCGAUGCCGGGGCGGCCGUGCGAGUGGUGCGGUGCGUGGCAGCGGCUGCGGGCCCACCACUGCGCUCUGUGCGACCGCUGCGUGGCCGCCUACGACCACCACUGCGCCUGGAUUGGCACCUGCGUCGGCGCUCACAAUCGCCCCAUGUUUGUGGGGUUCUUGGCCACGCAGACGGCGCUGCUGACGUGGGCGCUGCAGGCGGCGGUGUCCUGCCUGCACAACGCAGCACCGCUGAUGCCAGACAGCACCUUUUUUGGCUACGACUGGGAGGUGGUUGCCAGUAUUGGCCUGCUGGCCUUCCUGCUCACAUUUGUGGCCUGCCUCCUGAGCUACCAGCUGUUUUUGGCCGCCACCGCGCAGACCACGAGAGAGCACUCCUGUAGUAAUCAGGUUGUGUACCUCGCGCAUGUGCCGGCACAUGUGCACCCCUUCAGCCGGGGAUUGUUGGGAAAUUUGUGGGAUUUUGCAUUUGAGAAUGCCGACAGGGAGUGGAACUUGCCUAGCAUUGAAGAGAUGGUCAUGCGGGAGCAUGCCCAGCCUGAAGGGCACUGCUGCUGA